Messenger RNA from Scomber japonicus (chub mackerel), 3432 nucleotides. It is a transcript of the gene tent5aa, whose product is annotated as terminal nucleotidyltransferase 5Aa. The record is from RefSeq and is a predicted model, not a curated record. Bases 360 to 1565 code for a protein of 401 amino acids. Gene Ontology annotation, biological process: mRNA stabilization. NCBI's taxonomy places the organism in Eukaryota, Metazoa, Chordata, Actinopteri, Scombriformes, Scombridae. Gene Ontology annotation, molecular function: poly(A) RNA polymerase activity; RNA binding. The transcript is spliced from 2 exons.
GAAAGUUAAAGACACAUUUUCUACACGCCUCCGUUGACUGACUGCACUUCUUCCUCAACCACCACCAGCUCGACAUCUGCGCCACUGGUCCGCUGGAUCACCAACCGCAGAAUUACUGCGCAACUGUAACGCACUGCCGCUUACUAUUUGCCUUGGGCAUUUACCAUUUUUAAAUCAUUUUUGUUUUAUUCAGUUCGGACGACUUCAUAUACUGACAAUCCUGAUGUGGAUAAAGUUACAGUCGCUCUACUGUUUAUAUUUUAUGCGUAAAGACGCGACCACUGAUUUAUUCCUGUUUUGAGAAAGAAAUAUUUAAGUUUAAUUUUAAUUAAAUCGCGGAGGACGCUUCUCGCACCACCAUGUCAGAGGACGACAGUAGCUCCACCACCAGCUAUAUGUCUGAAACAGAAGGCAGCAACGUCAGCGUCCUCAACUGGGAGCAAGUGCAGCGGCUGGACGCCAUACUGACGGAGACCAUCCCGAUCCACGGCCGAGGAAACUUCCCCACGCUGGAGAUGCAGCCCCGACAGAUCGUUAAAGUGGUGCGGAGUCGGAUGGAGGAGAAACAGAUCCACGUCCGGGACGUUCGGUUAAACGGCUCCGCAGCCAGCCACAUUCUGCAUGAGGAUAGCGGACUGGGCUAUAAGGACCUAGAUCUGAUAUUUUGCGCAGAUAUGAAAGGUGAAAGCGAUUUCCAGACUGUGAAGGACAUAGUUUUGGACUGUCUCCUGGAUUUUUUACCCGACUGUGUGAAUAAAGAGAAAAUUACGCCGUUAACGCUAAAGGAAGCCUAUGUGCAGAAGAUGGUGAAGGUGUGUAACGACUCAGACCGCUGGAGCCUCAUCUCCCUCUCCAAUAACCGGGGAAAGAAUGUGGAGCUGAAGUUUGUGGACUCUCUUCGAAGGCAGUUUGAGUUCAGUGUGGACUCCUUUCAGAUCAAACUGGACUCCCUGCUCCUGUUCUACGAGUGCUCAGAGAACCCCAUGGCCGAGACCUUCCACCCCACCAUCGUGGGUGAGAGUGUGUACGGGGAUUUCAUUGAGGCCCUGGACCACCUACGUCACAAAGUCAUCUGCACCCGGAAUCCAGAGGAGAUCCGAGGCGGCGGCCUGCUGAAAUACUGUCACUUGCUGGUGAGAGGUUUCCGGGCCGCCUCAGAGUCUGAGAUGAAGUCCCUGCAGCGCUACAUGUGCUCACGUUUCUUCAUUGACUUCCCUGAUAUUGGUGAGCAGCAGCGCAAGCUGGAGUCCUACCUUCAAAACCACUUUGUGGGCCUGGAGGACCGCAAGUAUGACUACCUGAUGACCCUCCACGGGGUGGUCAACGAGAGCACGGUGUGUCUGAUGGGACACGAGAGGCGGCAGACCUUAGGGCUCAUCGCCAUGCUGGCAGUGCGUGUGCUUGCAGAGCAGAACGUCAUCCCCAACGUGGCUAAUGUUACUUGUUACUACCAACCUGCUCCUUAUGUGGCAGACGGCAACUUCAGUAACUACUACAUAGCACAGGUACAGCCGGUGUUUGCUUGCCAGCCGCCUGCAUACUCCACCUGGCUGCCUUGUAACUGAGUCAGCCCCGAGGAGAGGAGGAGGGAGAGAGUGUGAUUUGUUUAAACGGGAGAGAGCGGCAUAGUCACCCCCUCCAAACUGCCCAGUGUUUGACAGCUGACAGAAAAAAGGAGUCUUCUUUUUAAUGUUUUGCAUCAAAGCUUAUGUUUUUGUUCAUACGUUGAGUAUGAAUGAUAAAUAGCGAACAGUUGGCUUUCAGUACGUAUUUCAAUGUGAAUAUCUCACAUUUUUUUUGAAAUGCCAACCCCACCUGAUCCUGCCCAGGCCAACCAGGUUUGGAAAAGACUAAUUUAUGACUCGGUGCAGAUGUGUGACGUCCACGAAUGCAAGCGGCAGAGCUGUCACCCAAACUGCACCAGACUGAUUGAAUCUGUCAAGAACUGAUUAGCCAGCACGUUCCAACAGCAGAGCGAACGGCUGCAUCAGUGCCCUGAAGUUGACAGCUACUCCAGCACAACUUUCAGGGGUGCCCACACACACACACACACACACAUACACACACACACACACACUGUAGACUCUGCUUUAUGUCAGCUGAACUGAGGUGGGAUGCUGUUUAACUAGCUUGGAUAACAAACCGGCAUCUCCACCUUGCAUUUGGAUAUAAUUCUGGUUGUUUACAGACCAAAGAUUUUUGAUUGUUUCUAACGUUACAACCCAGUUUUUAUGGGGGAAAAUAAACAAAAUAUGAAGCUCUAUCUAUUUGUAUAUGUGAACAUGUGUUUUAAGUGCCUAUUGCCUCCUAGCAGGCAGAGAAAACAAUGAGCAGGCCAUAUGAUUUUGUGAAUUCGCCCCACUCUGUUAAAUAGUCAGGCACACAAGACAAUAGCACCCCAGAGGCUUGUGAAUGUAUAUGUGAAAUCAUGCACAGUCAGUGUUUGUGUACAUUUGGAUGAAAAGAGCAGCAUUUGUUAGUGUGCGGAUUAAAUUGGAAGCUGUGGAUUUUUUUUGCAGUAAAGUAGCAGUCACAUGACAUGGUUGUCGUGAGAGUUUCCUCCAGGAUACACAGAAGCUCUGCUCAUCUGAGUGAUGCUUGUCAAACCGCACAUGCUGUAUCGCAUGUCCCAAAUGAAUACUGGUUGACUAGCAUUUUCAUAUGAUUUCCUGUAUAUUUUGUACAGUGGUGCUUCUCUUUUUCUCAUCUGAGAGAAAGAAAAAAAAACAAGUUCACUAGAAGUAGAUAAGAGACAGAGAGAGGAAAGACUGCAUUCUGAGAGAGUCUUACACAGAGCUGGUGUGUGUGUGUGUGUGUGUGUGUGUGUGUCCCUAUGCUUCCUCCUUGAAGGAUAUUUGCAGAGACACCUCAGAUGAUGAGACACUAUUUGCUGUAGCACCCUGACAGGGAAUUCCUCAGUUACUGCUGAAGAGCUUGAACUCAGCUGGGGUUGGGUCUGCAGUCACUCUAUUCAGGGUUCAGAAAAUGUUGUGCCAAACAUUUUAGUGGCCCGUCGAUAGCUCUUAGGUUUAAUGAGGCCAUUUGGUGUUGUAAGGAAAAAGAUGCUGUGUUGAUGUAGACAGCAGAAAGAGGAGACAGAGGAGAGUGAAAAAAAAAAAAAAAAAAAAAAAAGAGGUGGGGGAGGAAAGGAAAUGUAGUGGUUAAAAAGGCGGAAGGGAGAGGGAGUCGGUCUGGAGAGAUGGGUGCAGCUGGUGAUGGGGUUUUAUCUCUGUAGGGCUACCAUGUAUUACUGUACAAACUGUCUUUGUUAAGGUCAAAUUACAACUUAAUGGACAGUGCUGCAGCUCUUCUCUUAUUCUUUUAGGAAGACCAAAACAUUCUGUUACCAGCUACUUUUGUUUUAAUCACCUUGGUUGUUGUUAAAAAUACACAUUUUAAAAGCAAGGAAACAGAAGAAGAAAAAUCGCAUGA